UUCUACGUACCUGUAGUCUAUGCUCGCUCAAGUGCCGCCAUCUUUUUAUUGGCAAAAUAAAAUUUUCAAAUUUGUAUUGUUUUACAUAUUCCGAAUUGUUCGCUCAUUGACAUAACUAAAGUGAAUUGUUACUAUAAUAUUCUGUUGCUAAUUAAUUGGUGAAACCUCCAUCGCAAUGGGCAAACCAUCGUCUACCUCACUUACUGUUAGUUAAACUUUUAUAAUUUAUCGUUCCGAGUUCCGUUUGUUGUUUAUAAACAACUGGUACAAGUAUGUUAUCAUCAAAUUAUUAAGCAUGAAAGGCUUUACAAGGGGAAAACGCUGCUUUGUGAAGAAGGUUCCUAGUAAAAACUCCGAAUGCUCACUCCAUUCAAGUUCAAGUAAACAGAAAAAUAAGGUAACAAUGAGUGCUCACAAAAUGGAACAAUUGAAGAAAAAAAAUCACAACAAUGUAAAGAAAAAUAUAAAGAAGUUAUUCAAUAAACUUAAGAGGGACUCUGAGGUUUCAUUGAGGGACACAAGUACAUCACUAGACACAACUCCAAGCAAUCUCACCAUUGUAGUUAAAAAUGACUCAUUUGUGCCUAAACAAAAACGGAAAAGCUCCACUGUUGUCAGUGAACCAGCAAGAGCUCGGAGAAAGAGUGAUAGUCUUAUUGUCAUAAAUGAUGACAAUUCCACAACCAAUGACUCCUGCAUUCUAAUAUCACCUCCAAGGAACAAUUCUAAUAUAAACUGUUCCACUCCCAUUGCUAGAAGAGACAGCCAAACCUUAAAGAACAUGAUUAUCAACAACUUUCCAAAAAACAAUAAUACUUCUAUACCAAAUCGUAAUAGAGAAUCCAAUGUUACGAAAGAAAUAAACGUUGAUUCUUAUUUAACCAUAGAUUUAACAGCUGAUAGUGAGAAUAAAGCAAGUACCAUUAUUGAUGUUGAAAAAUGUGACGAUACAAAUGAUAGUCAAGACUGUACCGUAGUGUCCGUAUCUAAUGCUAGUCUAUCAAUGAGUGGGGACUCAGAUGUUACCGUUCUACAAAAUAAUGCUAAAAGAAAGGAUAAGCAAAUUAAGCGCUUUGCCAAUGGGAUAGCUCAGUUAAAUGCGUCAGAGAAAGGGAAGCUGUUGGAAUACAUUGCUCAAAAGAUUUUUAACGGAUGUAAUAUGAAUAGUGAGAAUCAGACUGGCUUGUCUAAUGUUAAGCAAUCCAGGGCAGUUGAAACUGACGAAGAUGUCUACAUCAAAGAGGUUAUACUCGGGGAGUCUAAAACAGAGAAUAUAAAUGGAUGCCAUUCCAGAAACAGUAUUGGGAGCAAUAUUUACCAUCCAAAGACAGAUGUCAAGAACAGAACGGGUUUACGAAUGAUUGUUAUUGAUGGCAGUAAUGUAGCUAUGGAGCAUACUCGAGGAAGAAUGUUUUCAGUGGAAGGCUUGAAGAUAUGUAUAGACUACUUCCUAAGGCGCGGCCACAAUGUUAAGGCGUUCGUGCCUAGGUUCAGGUGUAAAUACGGGAAAAGCUCCGAUCCGGCACUAUUGGACACGUUGGAGAGACAAGGCUUGGUGAUAUACACGCCUUCGAGGGAGAUUAAAGGAAGAUCAUGUGUGCCAUACGAUGAUAGGUACAUAAUACAAUGUGCAGCAGAAUUCGACGGCGUCAUCGUUUCCGGCGAUAAUUACAGGGACUUAAUAAACGAGAAUCCAAGAUGGAGAUAUAUUAUAGAAAACAGAGUCCUGCCCUUCACAUGGGUCAAUAACAUGAUAAUGUUCCCGAAAGACCCCUUCGGUAGGGGCGGGCCCACUCUAGAGACCUUACUUAAACACCCUGUAUCAUCAACAGUCUCCAAUAUACAGUGAAAAUAAGACUGUUGGAGUUGUGGAAGCAAGACUGUGUCUUACAGGGCGUAGACCAGCGCCUCGUUCACACAAACUCGAUAAAACAGUGUAAUGCCAUAAUAAAAUAAACCCUAUGUUCCUUGUUUUAACGUUCAUCUUGAUUUACAAUUAUUUUGGUUUAGAAAUAUUCAUUUUGUUUGUCUCAUUCUUACGUAAACUGUGACAGAAUUAAGGUAACUUUAACUAUUAAUACUGAAGGUAAAUGUGUCUGUGAUAAUUGUAUUAACUUAAAUAAGACCUAACGCGAUAUCCUCUGUCCUGUUUUUACAAUAUUUAUCAGAAAGAGACAAAGAUGUACUGAAUAAUAUUAUGUUGCAAUCAGUUUUCGUCAGGUGGUAUUUAACAGAGAAAAAAUGCUGACAAUUUUUGUGUGGAAAAUUGCCAGCUUUUGUAUGCAAUUUUAUGUUAUAUACCAUGUGAUCGAUCGAUUUAUAAGGCCUGUUCAAACGGAGCUAGAGAACUAUAUAGCUGUGAGCAAACCGAUCGAUAUUUCUCAAGAUCGUCUAAACUUGCCUUAGAUCUGCCUGAAACAAAA
Messenger RNA from Trichoplusia ni (cabbage looper), 2423 nucleotides. Its product is annotated as bromodomain-containing protein DDB_G0270170. Gene Ontology annotation, molecular function: mRNA binding; RNA endonuclease activity. The record is from RefSeq and is a predicted model, not a curated record. NCBI's taxonomy places the organism in Eukaryota, Metazoa, Arthropoda, Insecta, Lepidoptera, Noctuidae. Gene Ontology annotation, cellular component: nucleus; cytoplasmic ribonucleoprotein granule. Bases 296 to 1849 code for a protein of 517 amino acids. The transcript is spliced from 6 exons.